AUGUCUGGUGGAUCUAAGAUUUCUGACCCAAUUAAUCAGACCACAAGAUUAAAAGAACAAAAUUUUGAUAUAGAAAAAAACUUCAAAUCUUCUAAAGAUUCAACCAAUCAUAAUAACAAUAACCACAAUAAUCGGAGUUGGAACUGGUUUGGUAACAGUCUGAAAACUCUUAGGAAUGGUCUCUAUAAUGGUUUUCAAACAACAAAAAAUUCUCUUUCAACUACUUUAAACAAUGCAUAUUCAAAUACUUUAAGCACACUAUCAUAUACAGUAGAAAUAUUGAAGAAUCCAAUAAUUUUGAUCAAUACUAUAUUUGGUCUUAGUUUAAUAUCUAUCCUAUUGAUAGGAUAUAUUAAGUAUGAAAAACGAUUUUUAAUGGGGAAACCAAAUUCAUUUAUUUGGACUUGUCUAUUCGGCAGUACUGCCCUCCUUUCUGUUGAUUGUUAUCUGCUUAAUGAAUAUUUUAUCAAAAAAACUUAA
Arxiozyma heterogenica is the source of this 480-nucleotide messenger RNA. RefSeq names its product Om14p (gene OM14). The record is from RefSeq and is a predicted model, not a curated record. Bases 1 to 480 code for a protein of 159 amino acids. The transcript has a single exon. NCBI's taxonomy places the organism in Eukaryota, Fungi, Ascomycota, Saccharomycetes, Saccharomycetales, Saccharomycetaceae.